Molecule: messenger RNA, 1214 nt
Organism: Monodelphis domestica (gray short-tailed opossum)
Lineage: Eukaryota; Metazoa; Chordata; Mammalia; Didelphimorphia; Didelphidae
Source: RefSeq, a predicted model, not a curated record
AGCCAAAUAAAGCUCUGCUCUCUGUGUGCCUUACGUCGUCUGUCUGGUGUCCUCGGGCUCACCCCAAAACGGACCCAUAACAGAGCCCACAGACUGUUUUCUCCAUUUUGGUCUCUGCAGUGAUCGAUCAUGUCUCAGGAGCAGCAGUUCCACGUGAAGACCCCCCUCAGGGACAGCAUGGCCCUGUCCAAGGUGGUGGGCCCCACUGUUUACCUCAAGAUGGAGACCGCCCAGCCCUCGGGGUCUUUUAAGAUCCGGGGCAUCGGACACCUGUGCAAGACGUGGGCUGAGAGGGGCUGUGAGCAUUUCGUUUGUUCCUCAGCAGGUAAUGCUGGCAUGGCCGCAGCCUAUGCUGCCAGGAAGCUGAACAUCCCUGCCACCAUCGUUGUGCCUAAUACUACGCCCUCCCUCACCAUCAACAAGCUCAAGGAUGAGGGUGCUACCGUCAAGGUUGGAGGUGAGACAUUGGACGAGGCAAUCAAACUGGCAAAAGCCCUUUCCAAGAACAAUCCAGGCUGGAUCUUUGUGCCCCCCUUCGAUGACCCCCUCAUCUGGGAAGGCCAUACCACCAUAGUGAAGGAGCUGAAAGAGGACCUUCCUGGCAAGCCGGGUGCCAUUGCCCUGUCAGUGGGUGGCGGGGGCCUCCUGUGUGGCGUGGUGCAGGGCUUGGUCGAGGUGGGCUGGAAGGAUGUACCUGUCAUCGCAAUGGAAACCCAAGGGGCCCACAGUUUGAAUUCAGCCCUCAAAGCUGGCAAACUGGUCACGCUUCCCAAGAUUACCAGUGUGGCUAAAGCCCUUGGGGUGAACACUGUUGGAGCUCAGACUCUGAAGCUCUCCCAGGAACACCCUGUCUUCUCUGAAGUGAUCACAGACCAAGAAGCAGUCAGUGCUCUGGAGAAGUUCGUAGAUGAUGAGAAGGUGCUGGUGGAGCCAGCCUGUGGGGCAGCCCUGGCUGCAAUCUACAGCAAAGUAGUACAAAAGCUCCAGGCUGAAGGGAAGCUCCCUGCCAAGCUGAGCAGUGUGGUGGUCAUCGUGUGUGGUGGGAGCAACAUCAGCUUGGAUCAGCUGCAAGAGCUCAAAAGGCAGCUGGGAAUGAAGACCGGCUGAGCCCACUCCUGCAGACCUCCUCCGGGACCCCUGCCAAGCACCCCUUUUUGGGACUGGACUUUUAUCCAGUGCCUUAUUCUGUUAUUAUUAUCGUUCUUCUUCUUCUU